UAUGAGGCGAUCUUGAUAGACAGUGAUGAUUUGACAUUAGAAGUAAAUAAAAGCCUGAACCCAGCUCAAUUUUUAUAUGGGGAACCAACAGAUAACUUAAUACAUGAUUGUCUAGAAAUUAUCCAAUACCAGACAAAGAUUCGAGAAGACCUUGAGGACCAAGCCCUUUUAGAAGGGGAAAUAAUUUAUGUGGAUGGUUCUUCCAGAUGCCUACAAGGAAAAAGAAUGUCCGGAUAUGCAGUAGUUGAUGGGAAAAACAUGCAAACUAUUGAAAAAGGGAAAUUACCCUCAAACUGGUCAGCUCAAACCUGUGAAUUAUAUGCUCUAAAAAGGGCACUAGAACACUUAGCACAUAAAAAGGGUACAGUUUACACUGACAGCAUGUAUUGCUUCGGAGUAGUACAUACCUUUGGAAAAAUUUGGGAAGAAAGAGGAUUGCUUAAUUCAAGAGGAAAAGGAUUAGUACAUGAAGGGCUCAUUUUAGAGGUCUUAGAAGCAUUAAAAUUACCUGAAGAGAUAGCUGUAGUACAUAUUAGAGGUCACCAAAAGGGAGUAACUCCAGAAGUAAGGGGAAAUAAUUUGGCAGACCAAGAAGCAAAGGACGCAGCAGAGAAUGGAGUGGAAAGAGUAAUGUUAAUAUUAACUACAAACGAGGAGGAAUUGGAAAUUCCAAAAUUCAGUGAAACUGAGGAAAAAGAGUUAAAGGAGAUAGGAGGUGAACAAGAUGAAUCAGGGAAAUGGAAACUUCCUGAUGGAAGGCAAUUACUCAAUAAAAUACUUACUAGAAGGAUAUUAGAAGACAUGCAUCAAAAAACUCACUGGGGUACCCAGGCUUUGUGUGAUCAUUUCUUAAGAAACUAUGGGUGCAUUGGGAUUUAUGGGGUAGCAAAAAGGGUAACUGAAAAAUGUAUAACUUGUCAAAGGAUAAAUAAGAAAGUAAUGAGGAAAACCACCCGGGGAGGUCGGGAAUUAGCCCUUAGACCAUUUCAAAGUAUCCAAGUAGAUUUUACAGAACUUCCUCAAGUUCAGCGAUGGAAAUAUAUAUUAGUAAUAACAGACCAUUUAACUCAUUGGGUGGAGGCAGUUCCCACUGCCAAGGCUACUGCUAAUGUGGUCCUUUUCAGGUAUUGCUGACGACCGAGGCGGCGGUCCGGACCAGAGAACGAGGGUGGAUCCACGCCAGCAGAAUCAAAGGACCUGUGGAAAAGCCUAAGGAGUGGACAAUAUCAUCGGAACCGGGUGAUACGAAAUUAACCCUAAAACGGAAAUGAGAGGUGAUGAACUGGGGAGAUCCGCAUGAUCCAGGAAACAUACACAGGAUCACACCAGACUGGGAAGCUAGACCGAGUUUGCACCAGUGGUUUCAAAUACCACCUGGGAAAACUUUGAGACACCUCCGGUACCCUCCCUGGGGAGGAAUACUUCCACCACAGACAGGAGGAUCGGGAUUGUUUCGGACAGAAAACCCCUGUGUUUUUGCCUUAGCCUGUGAUUUAUAUAAAGAGGAGGGUGAAUUACAACCUCAUACAUUGCCAAGCCAAAUACCCUGUUUGAUUCACCCAAAUACUGGACAUGCUGGUUGGUGUAAAUGUAAGUGUUUGAGCUGUGGGAAAAAUUGGUACUGUAGUUCACACAAACGACGCUCUCGUUGCAUGAAGUGUAGAGUGUCACCUGAGCCCCCUAUCCAAGCAGAACUUGAAGCUACUGAAAUAAUAACUUGGUUGUGUGGUUGGGAAUUAUUAGUGCCUGUUGAAUGGGAGAUUGCUGAGGAAGAGUGGGAGACCACGGUCAAGAAGUGUCAAAAACGAUUUGCCUGGAAAUUAGCUAAGAGAAAGUGACAAUAGAGGAGAGGGCAAGACCAGAUUGGCCUCUGUAAUCGCCACCGAGAAGAUCACAUACACCUGCUGUGGGCUGCAACCCCAUAGGCAUGGGAGGUGGGAGUAUAAGCCAUACUGGACCUCUCCUGGUUCUGUCACUCAUUUUCUGGCUCUUCCCUUUUGGGAUGCCGACCAGGCCAUGCUACAGGUGUUACCAAAAACUGUAUAUGGAAAGACACCGAGGCUCCUUCUUUAUUUCUCACACUCAUAUCAACAGUCACUGUUAUAACCCUUCCAAAUUGGGAAACUGCAUACACAAUGGGAAAAAGUACUGGAUGGCGGAAAAUGUGAGGGGAAGUGAAUGUGCAAAAGGGGAGAAAUGGAUGUGUUUCACCCACAUUACUGGGAGUAAAACAAAGGAUUUGGUAAAGGAGGAAUUGAUAAGCAAAAAAGCUAGGCCUGCACCACCACCAAAGCCUGUACCAAUCUCGCUGGAUGGUUUGUAUAAGAAAUUGGAACAACAACUAGAGAAAGAAAUAGAUAUUUCACGGAUGGGUAAAAAUCUGUUUGUGGAAUUGGGAGAAAGAAUAAGUAAGGAACUCAACGUAACCAAUUGUUGGGUCUGUGGAGGGGCUUUGAUGUCAGAAGAAUGGCCAUGGAAAGGCAGCAGCUUAGGCCCAAUCGAGCUCCUUAAGUGGAACCAAACAAGUAUAAAGGGAGAAAAUCGGCCAGGGGGAUGGAUUUUAAGUUCAGUAGUCAUAGGGGAGGAAUGUCUUUGGCGUGAAGGAAAAAAGUUCCUCCGUGAAGUAGGAAAAACUCCCUGUAAAAGAUACAAGGUUAGUAAUGGAACCUCUGUAUGGUGGAUCCCAGAAGAACCUACCAUGUACUGGACCCAGAAAAAAGAAAAAAACGGAAAUUGUGAAUAUAAUAAUAAAAUCAGGCUUUUUCAAUGUAAUGAUACAGGAAAGAAUCCUUAUGUUGGCAUCCCAGAGAUUUCUAAAUUUUGGGAGAAUAUGGAUGAGCAAAAAUUGGACUAUUGGAAAGCUCCAGACGGUUUGUUCUGGAUAUGUGGGAAAAGGGCGUAUCCAAAACUCCCUCCCAAGUGGAAAGGGAGCUGUACUCUGGGUGUCAUACAACCAGGAUUUUUUCUUUUGCCCGGACCUGAAGGGGAUCACUUAGGGAUACCAGUUUAUGAGGAUCUAAAAAGAAGCAAGAGAGAUGUAAUUGGAGGAUUCCAAAAAUGGGGAGAGGAUGAGUGGCCCCCUGCACGCAUACUGGAAACAUACGGACCAGCCACCUGGGCACAGGACGGGAGUUGGGGAUAUCGAACUCCCAUUUAUAUGUUAAAUCGUAUCAUAAGGCUUCAAGCAGUCGUAGAGAUAAUAACAAACAAAACUGGUAGGGCAAUGGAAUUAAUAUCCAGGCAACAAACUCAAAUCAGAGCCGCUGUGUACCAAAACAGGUUAGCACUGGAUUACCUAUUAGCUGAAGAAGGGGGUGUUUGUGGAAAGUUCAAUACAUCAGAUUGUUGUUUAAAAAUAGAUGAUAAUGGAGAAGCUGUCCUGGAUAUAGUCAAUGAUAUCAGAAAAAUUGCCCAUGUACCAGUCCAGAAGUGGGAAUCCAUGCUAAGUACCAGCUGGUGGGAUAAUGUGCUAGGAAUAGAAUGGUGGAAGAAACUAGGUUUUUUCCUCUUAUGUGCUACAGCUGGUUUAAUAUUCAUCCCUUGUUUGAUCCCUUGUUUUAUCAGAUUAAUCACUAGUGUAGUUCAAGGUAUGCAAUUAGUGACCUUGGAUCAAAAGAUGGAUACAACAAAAACAGUACAAAAGAUUAUGGUAUUAAGGAAACAAAACAGAGUAGAAGACCCCCUCCAGGAAGCCAGACUGAUUUAUGAAGAAAAUGAACAUAGAAGGGAUGCAAGAGAGCAGUAAAUAUCGCUCGAGCCAAUUUUAUUAUAAAAAGAAAGAGGAGGGAUUGUGAAAAAGGCAUAUUGUGUGUGUGGCUCUACGCAGAUAUUUACUAUAUGUAAUAUGCUAGGUAGAAAAGUUAUGCAAUAUUAACAUUUUAAAUAAUAUAGUAAAUGUAGUUUUUAACAUUGAAUCUAAGUAAGAAUUGUGUGUAAGGUAUUGUCCUUAGCUCAAGAGCAAAGAGAAGAUAACCCAGAGGUUUCUACACAGAGAGAACAAUUACAACAAGCCAGACUAAAAACCCCUCUUGGAUGUUUCAGAGGGAAAGAUGCAUAUCUCCUUGAAACCACCCUGACCACUCCAGACCAUGCAUAUCUCCUUGAAACCACCCUGAUCAC
Messenger RNA from Prinia subflava (tawny-flanked prinia), 4119 nucleotides. Its product is annotated as endogenous retrovirus group 3 member 1 Env polyprotein-like. Gene Ontology annotation, molecular function: nucleic acid binding; RNA-DNA hybrid ribonuclease activity. The transcript has 2 exons. The record is from RefSeq and is a predicted model, not a curated record. The coding region runs from base 1928 to 3745 and encodes 605 amino acids. NCBI's taxonomy places the organism in Eukaryota, Metazoa, Chordata, Aves, Passeriformes, Cisticolidae.